UUUUUUAUUUUCUUUAGUAAAAGAAUAACUCAACUCCGAAUUUCUUAACUAUAUUGGAAAUUCUCGAUUUUUAGCCAUUUCGUACAAAACAAUUUAACUUUUAAUUUGUGCACCCCAAGUGACCUACUGUAUGAAACUGCUUAAAUCAAGUUGAAAUUUUCUGAUGAAAGUUUUGUGUAUGAAAUAAUGUCAUAGGGAGACUCUAUGAUGCAAUUAUGAUUUAUUCUUUCUACCUUGAGACAAUGCUAAGGAUAUUGAUAUCAUUCAAAUAACUUAAGAGUAGUAAAGCUUUUUACUACAUUAAUCCUACACUAUGAGUGAAAAUAACACUACUUCAUCAGCUACAGUUAUGAGAUUAAAUGUUAGUUCUAACUCAAAUGGUAUUGUUUUCAAUGCUGCAAGUAUCAAUUCCAUUUUGAAAACAGUAAAUUUGCCGAACUCAAAUCCUGUCUCUUCAAAUUCUACCAGCAAACUCUCUUCAAAUUUGACUUGGAAUUUCAAUGAUAGCCUGAAUUCUAAGGAAACGAACAAUUUAGACACAUGUUUUCAAGCGGAAAAUCUUCAGCAGUUGAGCACCAACGUUUUACCUCCUUACAUUCCGGGUUCUCCAACAAGUGUCAUAAAUCUGGAGAGUUUUGAGUUUCAUUGUUGCACUGACUGUGGUGACACUUUUGCCCUCAAAUCUAGUUUAACCUUUCAUUUAGAAAGGCGAUCUAUACUUAUAAGAUUCCCUUGUGCUGUCUGCAAAUCUGUUAAAACUUUCUAUAAUCGAUGUAUGUUACUCUCCCAUAUUAGAUCGCACACUGAUAAAAAUAAAGCUUCAGAUAUUACAAGAGCUGUAGUUAUUCCUCUACCUCGAAUUCAAAUGGAUGGUCUACAGACUGAGUCAUCUAAUGUCCCGGAUGACGAGUUAUCAUCAUCAGCAGAAGAUAACAGCAUUCCUCCUUCUGAUCUUUUAGAAUGUUCUUUAAAUGUUCUCGAAGGUGAUGACCUCUCCUCGGAUAAAACAUCAAAUGAAGAUAGUAAAAAUGCUGUUAAGGUUAAAUGUCUCGAUUGUAAUGAAGAGUUCAACAGUACUGAAGAGAGAGCUCAGCAUUUAACCCAAGAUGACAAGAUACCAGUAAUUGUCAAUCAGUGUAAUAAGUGUAAUAUGGUUUGCCCUUCUAAGUGUUUCCUGAAAGCUCAUCAGAGGAUACAUCUUCAAAUUAGUCCUUAUGUGUGUCCAGAAUGUGGAGGAAGUCCUACUCCUGUAUGGAUAGAUUUCCAAUAUCAUGUAAAGUUUCAUUGUUUUCACAACGCUAGGGGUAUUGGUUACAAAUGCCCUGUGUGCAAACGCUUAUGCGCAACUAAUGAUGCUUUGCUUAAGCAUAUGGAAUUACACACAGAGAAGUAUGCUAAGUGCAAUUCCUGUCCAAGAGCGUAUAUGAAUGUUGGUUCUUUUAAUGCUCACAUCAAACUUUAUCAUGCUGAUGAUGAUACUUCUAAGUUGAAGUAUAAUAUGAUUUAUAAAUGCUCAUUAUGUGAUAUUGUUUUCUUAAAUCAAGAGCAAAUGCUGGCUCAUAGAUCAACUCAUCUCAAAGAACAAAUUUGUGAGUACGUAUUUAGCUGUAUGCAAUGUGGUAAACCGCAUGAAAACAAAAAGGACCUGUCUGAACAUAUUAGAACAUAUCAUCCAAAAAUUUACAAAUAUCUAGUAACUAGUAAGCAAAACAGUGAGUCUAAAAAUAAAAAUACCGAUACGAUAAAGCCAUCAUUUCUUGGUAAAAUAGAAUGUAUUUAUUGCAAUUCCAUUCUCUCCUGUUAUCAGGGAUACAAAACUCAUCUUGCCAAAGCCCAUGCAAAUUAUAAUCAACCUUGUGCAUAUUGCUAUAUGGUAUUUAAUAGUAGAGAAGAUAUGAUAAGUCACGGGAAAAAGCACUUAAAUAAGGGUUCAUAUUUAUGUCUUUUGUGUAACAACAAAAGAUGGAGUGAUGAAAAACAUUUAGAAAACCAUUUGCGGAAACACGCAGAAACAGUCCAGCAUUGUACAGUUUGUCCAGUCUGUGAUGAAAUUUUAAAAACGCCCCCAGAAGUGGCGAGUCAUUUGCGGGAGGAACAUAAGUUGUUUUUUAAAGUGGAUAGUUUCACAAAGCAAUCUAAGGAAAUCGUUACCUGCCAUUUCUGCCAUGACUCAUUUGCUAAGGAUAGUGAACUUCAAGAUCAUUUGAAAUUGAAACAUCAAAUAGACAGUGUGAAACGUCAUACUUCUACCGAGAAUGAAGACAAAGACAGUGAUAAUGUGUGUAAAAAAUCCCGCAUUGAGGGAAAUGUCUGUACUAAAUGUAACUACCAUUCAACUGUGCGGGAAGAUUUCAAGAAGCACAUACUCUCUCAUAAAACAAACAAAAGUACUUCUCAGUGUCAGGAAUGUGGACAAUGUUUUGUAGUAGAACCGGCAUUAGUUAAACAUUUAAGAAUCGCUCAUAAAAUUAGUGAUACCAAAAAAUACAUUGAGGAAGAAGGUACAAACUGCAUGCCUGAUUUUGAAAAUCCUACUGAAGUUUCUACUUGCAAUUCUCUCAUUUGCAAUGUUUGCUUUACAACAUUUUCCAAUGAAUCAUCCCUCAAAACUCAUAUGCGAAGCCAUGGUAUGGCUUUCAUUCAAGCUGCAAAAUCAAAUAAUACUUAAAUUGUGUUAUUUAAAUCAUUCCAUUAUAAUUAUUCUAUCUCUAUUUUUUUUUUUUUUCAUUAGAUUUUGUUUAAAUUUUAGUUUUAGAUUAUUAUAAAUUUUUUUUGCAUAUAUUUCUUUCAAAUGCAAUUUUAGAGAAAUUUUAAGAUUGCAAUAAGUAGAUGUACGAUAAUUUGACAGGGUGCGUAGCUCUUUUACAAAGUGCGUAGUGCUUUUACAAAGUGCGUAAAGGUGCUUAAUUUUGAUUUACGUUUUUUAAAAGCCCUUUAAGGUGCCUUUUUUAUUCGGGGUUUGUAAAAAGUGCUUAAUUUUCAAUCUUUUUAAAAAGAGAUUUUUUCUUUACCCUGUCGAUUGUCAUUUUAAAUUACAAAAAUUGGAUGAUUUUGACAAUUUUCUCUGCAAUAUUUAUCAGAAACUAGUUAUUUUAUAAUGAAUAUAUGAAGUUUUUGAAAAUUUUUUUGAAUUUUAUUGAUUUUAUGUUUAUAAAUUUUAAGAACUUGAAACAAUAGAAAAAGAUGAUUAUAAUUACUGUACAGGUCCUAAUUAUGAAUUUUUUUUUUUUUAGGAAAGUGUUUAAAAAUAUUUUUUUAGUGCUUAAAAAGUACUUAUGAGGUGCUUAUUUUUUGUUGAAAAAUCUGGCUACGCACCCUGUUUGACUAUAACUGUAACACAUUCUAUAUUUUAUUUCAUGUUAAUGAAUCUCAACUUUCACCCCACUUUAACUCAAUUUUUAAUAAAGCCGACUUGAUCUCUUAUAGCUAAACUACUAAGCAAAAAAUAAAGUAAAUAACCACGACCAAGGAAGAAACAAUUUCUUCCCUUUUUUCUUCAAAUCUAUCCAUAAUCACCAAUCCUCUUGAAUAAGUUAAGACAGUGGGAGAGUAAAUCUUUGGUGAAUGAGUAGGCUUGUUUCCUUUGUCAGCAUCAAUGAUGCUCUAUAUUGCUUUGAAAUUCGGCAAUGUAGGUUUUCAAACUUAUUUAUUUAAAUUUUACCAAAAUUUAGUUCUGCUUUGUGUUAGAAUUCGACUCUAAAAGAUGUAUAAGAGAAAGUUAAAAACUCUUAACUUAGAAGUAAAAGUGAAUCUUCGUGAUUUGAAAUCCAACCAAUUACAAGAAAUAGCAUUGAAAUGUGCGAAUUCCUCUAAACACCCUAUUAACAAUAUUAAGAGAAAAAUAAAAUGUCAUUAAAUGUGAUUUUAUCAGUUUGCUAUUAAAACGAUAAUUAUAAUUUAUUUUUUUUUUUUAAAUUUGGAAACCGAAACUGUUGAAUUUCUGAUAGUUUGAAUUUUUUGUCUGACUCAAUUAGAUUAAAAGUUAUCAUGUAUUGACUGGACCCUUGUUUUUGUGGUCAAUUUUUAUUUGUAGAAAAUGCAUUUUCUUUAACAUUAAAAAAGGAAAUUAUUUUUAAUAUUUAUUUGUUGUUUUAUCUUUAAUUUACAAAUGAAUUUUGAAUUGUAAGGUAUAUAAAUUUUUUGCUCCAAAUUAAUCUACCUAAUUUUAAAUGACAAAAUCAAGAAAUUUAAAAAGAAUUAAAAGAAAUCAGUUGCGUUCUUGAAAAAAAAUUUGGUUUCUUUGACAUGCUGGACACACAAAAUUGACAUUCAUGAAGAAAAAAAUUAAAUAAAUUUGUUUUUUGAAACCAGUGGUAUACUUUGAUAAAAAAGGAACUAAAAAUUCAUAAAAAAUAAACAAAUAUUUAAAAAAUUAUGAUAAUAGUUGGUAUUAGACAUUCUUUAUUAUUGUUUUAUUCUAGUAUUUAUCGUGAAAAUAAAAGUCUUCUUACCUUUAAUGAUUCCAAUUACCGGGUAUUUAUGUUGUAAUUGAAAAAAAUUAUCUUGUUACGUUUUAAAAAUGUUAACUAAAUGUAUCCCUGUAUAUGUUCUCUUCAAUUUUUUAUUCAUGUGCUAACUUUGAAUUUCAUAUCUAUGCUCUUUUGUUUUGUUAUAACUUAGACAUUCUUUAUGUUUUCCUUAUGUUAUUACUCAUUGCAUUGUAAAAUUUUGUGAAAAUGCUCUUAAAUACAUGAGUAUAGCAAGAAAACCUCUAGUAUAAUGGAUAUUGUAAACUGUAUUUAAACUCAAUCUCAUAUGUUGAAAUGAAUGUAUUUAUUAUGAAGGUUAUGUUUUUAGUAUCUAAAGUGUUGACUGUUAUGCUAUUUGAGAUGUGUACAUGAACUCUCCAGGUAAACAUAACGCUUUGCCAAAUGGAGUUCCUGAAAUAUUAUUUGCUUAUUCUCACUUUAUAUUUUUCAAGACUAAAGGGAAAAUUAUUGACAUUAUAGGCACUUUUAUAUAAAUAUAUAUUAUGAUAUAGAUAAAUAUAUUUAUGAUAUCCAUUUUAUUAGAUAAUUUUUGUUAACCCCUGCAUUUAUUUAAAAUAUCUACUCAUGUCAUUUCUUUCCCUUUAAUUUCUCCACAAAUUUACCAUUUAAAUUCAUUUUAAUAAUUAAAAAAAGAAUUCUUACUGCUGUUUGUUAAUCCCAAUUACUUACCUCCUCUUUUGAUUGGAAGUAAGUGACUUGUGCACCAAUUUUCCUCUGUUCCUCUUAAGAUAGUUUGGUUAUUGUUUUGCAUGAGUCUGUGUGCAUCAAUAAUAAUCAGUGCAUCAAAUUUUUUACCUGAAUAUCUUAUGGUUUUUAAGUCUGGUGAGAUCUUUAUCUUUGUUAAAUCAGUGUUCUCAAAACUCAGUUUGGUAUAUUGGUCUAAUAUUACUCUACCCUCUUACUUAAACUUUAAUUGAAUAAAUCUAUUGUUUUUAAGAUUUUUCUAUUAAUUUUUCCUAUAACAUCCAAAAUUAAUACAGUCAACCUGAAAGCUUAUAUUACCUGUAUGCUCCUCAAGUGCUUUACCUUCUAAUAAGCAUGGGUUACAUUUUUCUAGUUUAAUGCAUACCAAGUUCUAUCCCAGGUAGUGGCCCUAUCAGCUUGUCUGGGAUGUAAAGCUGGACAGCGUGAAAUGCAAACCAUGUUGCCACUAUUGUGUUGCUAUUUUGCAAGGAUUAGCUGUUGCAGAAAUUUUUUAGUUAGCUUCUUUAAAUAAUCUGUCUUUCUUUUAUUUUGUUCUUUUCCCUUGUAUUUAGUGAAAGACUUAGUUUUAGUACAGUUUUAAUUUGUUACUCUGCGUUUGCAAUGCUUGUGUUUCUUACUCUAUAACUUCUUCUGGCUGUAAUGCUAUUAACCUUUAAAUUCAAUCCAUUUGUACACUAUCUAUUAGUUUAGUUGUUAUAAAUUAAAACUCAACAUCAUUAAUCAAUGUUGUAUUACAUUUAAUGCAACUAUCAGAUUAAACUAUUAGACUAAUAUUAGAUUAAAUUUUUUACUUGAUGAAAUUGUUUCUAUUAUACAGUCCAGUUACAUUAAUAUGACCACCUGUCUAAGUCAGCCAGAAUAACCACUUUUUGCAGAGCAGACCACUGAAAGGUUCUUGAAAGUGUUCACUGGUAUGUUUAGCCAUGCCGACUCCAGGGCAUGUUCAACCUAAUCAAGGUAGUCCUACAGAUUGUUUUAUUUAUUUAAGUUCACGGAGCUUGGUAGCCAGAGACGUAAGAUAAACUAAUCCUGGUUCACAUGUUUCUGAUUUUGGAUGGUGCGAUUUUGACAUUUACGAUAUACUUUCACCACGCCGUCACGUGAGCAGUUUUCAAAAUGAGCCAUUUCGGAAAUGCAUCUAUCCUUGGCUCAAAACAAAUUAUCAUGUCUCUUUGGUCAUCUGAUAAAUUGGUCCUUUUCUAGGUGAUGCCAAUUAUUGUAGUGUUCCUUGGACACCCUUUAUGUAACAGAAUGUGUAGCGUUUUUAAAAAGUGCUUAAAGGUGCUUAUUUUCAUUUUUUAAAAGCCCUUGAAGGUGCUUUUUUCCAUGGAUGUUUUUAAUAAGUGCUUAAUUUUCCCUUUUCUGAAAUGUGAUAUUUUUCUUUACCUUGUUGAUUUUCGCCUCAAAUUAUGUAAAAAGACAUUGCCCUAUUCAACGUUUUCACAAUUAAUUCAACCCCAAUUUAUUUCAGCUUACCGCCAGUCUGUAGUGUAUGAAAAGCACCAUUUGUAUUACAUGUUUGAUUAAAUACUUGCGAGACCGCACUUAAACUGAGGGACCGCACGUAAACUGAGCUGGAUUCAGUGGUAACGAUUUUUGACUCUCAUGUGCAACCCUGCUGCAUUUUGCAAGAGAUUCUCAAUUUCAGACUUCAUUUUCCGCCCUCUGUAAUAGAAACCAAAAAAUUCUAAUUUUUGCUGAUAGCUGGUAGCAACUAAACAUUGUCAAUUUUUUUUUCUCUAUUAAUGAUAGAAAAUUUCAUCUCUCUUGUUAAUUUCAUCGUGUGUGACGUGCCAUCGUUUUCGUCGCUGUAAAUAAAACCAUCAAUUGUCAAAACUUGCCAACCCUGUCUAAUGAUAUUUUUCAAAGUGCUUGAAAAGUUCUUAUUUUUUGUUGAAAAACUUGGCUAUGCACCCUGUAUGAGCUGCACUGCAAUGUGAUUUCUUCUGUGAUUGGUUAUUUCACAUUGAUCCCGAAAUUUGGUGGUGGACAUUAAUGUAACUAGACUGUUUAUUUGGAAACUGAACAGCAUCAUAUAAGAUAAGUUUCCUUUACAUGCAAAAACAUUGCAGCGACAUCUAUCGAAAUGCAAUCUUUAAUAAUAUAUGUGUGUAGAAAGAUAAAUUGUUCACGAUAAGUUGGAAAUUAUCAGAUUCUUGCUUCUUUUUCAGUAAUUUCUUUUAGAAUAUUUUUCUUAUAAAAUAUGUAUAAUUUAUUGUAUUUUCAGUAAAAAAUUUUAUGAUUUGAAAGAGGCUAGUUCAAAUUUUUUCUUUAUUGUUUUAAAUAAAAUUAGUUUAUUACGAUUUCUUUAAUACUGUGUAUUUUUUAUGAUAAAAAUUUUGUUAAUUUUUAUAAUAUCUUAUGAAUAUCAUAAGAAUUUAAUUAUGCUGUGCAUAUAACUGAAAUUACAUAAUUGUUAAAUUACCGAUUGUGUUCAACAUUUGAAAAAUGUUGAAUAUGUCUUGUAUAUUUGUAAAACGUACUAUAAAAUUGUUUAGUACUUUUAGAAAAUAAAAUACAUUUAUUUUUUUU
Molecule: messenger RNA, 7727 nt
Organism: Parasteatoda tepidariorum (common house spider)
Lineage: Eukaryota; Metazoa; Arthropoda; Arachnida; Araneae; Theridiidae
Product: zinc finger protein 532
Source: RefSeq, a predicted model, not a curated record